AUAUAAGCGAGUGAUUCUCCCCCGACGCGACACAUUACAAAUAUUACUGAGAGACUGCGGAUCGUACCGCUACAACAUAACCCUACGAGCGAACUUCUUUUCACAAAUCGCGUUUGAAAGAGAGACACAAUCAAGAUGCCUGAGCAAAUGGAGACCAGUUCUGGUGAGGUGGAGACGUUUGCCUUCCAGGCGGAGAUAGCACAGUUGAUGUCAUUGAUCAUCAACACGUUCUAUUCCAACAAGGAGAUCUUCCUUCGAGAGUUGAUCUCAAACUCAUGCGACGCUCUCGACAAGAUACGUUACGAGUCUCUGACAGAUCCGUCUAAGUUGGACACUGGAAAGGAUCUGUACAUUAAGAUAAUACCAAACAAGAACGAUGGUACAUUGACAAUAAUUGACACUGGUAUUGGUAUGACAAAGGCUGACCUCGUUAACAACUUGGGAACGAUUGCCAAGUCUGGAACAAAAGCGUUCAUGGAAGCACUGCAAGCGGGAGCAGAUAUUUCGAUGAUUGGUCAGUUUGGUGUUGGUUUCUACUCGGCUUACUUGGUGGCGGAUCGAGUGACUGUAACAUCGAAGCACAAUGACGACGAACAAUACUUGUGGGAGUCAAGUGCUGGAGGUUCCUUCACAGUUCGGUCGGACAACUCGGAGCCGUUGGGACGUGGAACGAAGAUCGUUCUCCACAUCAAGGAGGAUCAAAUGGAGUAUCUGGAAGAAGCGAAAAUCAAGGAAGUCGUCAAGAAACACUCCCAAUUCAUCGGCUAUCCCAUCAAGCUUGUGGUGCAGAAAGAACGUGAGAAGGAAUUGAGCGAAGAUGAGGCAGAGCCUGAAGCGGAUGAAGAUAAGAAAGAGGAUGACGAAGGAAAGCCCAAGAUAGAAGAUGUCGGCGAAGAUGAAGAGGAAGAUUCUAAGGAGAAGAAGAAGAAGAAGAAGAAGACGAUCAAGGAGAAGUACACCGAAGACGAAGAGUUGAACAAGACCAAGCCUAUUUGGACCAGAAACCCUGAUGACAUUACGCAGGAAGAAUACGGUGAAUUCUACAAAUCCCUCACCAACGACUGGGAAGAUCAUUUAGCUGUGAAGCACUUCUCCGUCGAAGGUCAGCUCGAGUUCCGCGCUCUUCUCUUUGUCCCAAGGAGAAUGCCUUUCGAUCUCUUUGAAAACAAGAAGCGCAAAAACAACAUCAAGCUCUACGUAAGGAGAGUAUUCAUCAUGGACAACUGUGAAGAGCUCAUUCCGGAAUAUCUCAACUUCAUGAAGGGUAUUGUAGACAGCGAAGAUCUUCCCCUCAACAUCUCUCGUGAGAUGCUCCAGCAGAACAAGAUUCUUAAAGUAAUUCGUAAGAAUCUCGUGAAGAAGUGUCUCGAGCUUUUCGAGGAGCUCACCGAGGACAAGGAAAACUACAAGAAGUUCUAUGAACAAUUCAGUAAGAACAUCAAGUUGGGAAUUCACGAGGAUGGCACCAACCGCAGCAAGCUCGCCGAUCUUCUCCGUUACAACACGUCAGCAUCUGGUGACGAAGCAUGCUCGCUCAAAGAGUAUGUUGGCAGGAUGAAGGAAAACCAGAAACACAUCUACUUCAUCACCGGCGAGAGCAAGGAACAGGUUGCCAACAGUUCCUUCGUCGAGAGGGUAAAGAAGCGCGGAUUCGAAGUCGUUUACAUGACUGAACCCAUCGACGAAUAUGUCGUUCAGCAGAUGAAAGAAUUCGACGGCAAACAACUCGUUUCUGUGACCAAAGAAGGUCUCGAACUUCCAGAAGACGAGGCUGAGAAGAAGAAGAGAGAAGAGGACAAGGCCAAAUUCGAAGAACUCUGCAAAACGAUGAAGACCAUUUUGGACAACAAAGUUGAAAAAGUCGUAGUUUCCAACCGAUUGGUCGACUCACCCUGUUGCAUCGUAACCGCCCAAUACGGCUGGACCGCUAACAUGGAAAGAAUCAUGAAAGCUCAAGCUCUUCGUGAUACUUCGACAAUGGGAUACAUGGCUGCGAAGAAACAUCUGGAAAUCAACCCUGAUCAUCCGGUUAUCGAAACCCUCAGACAAAAAGCUGAAGCUGACAAAAACGACAAAGCAGUCAAGGAUCUUGUCGUUCUUCUUUUCGAAACUUCUCUCCUUUCUUCCGGCUUCACCCUCGACGAGCCCCAAGUUCACGCCGCACGUAUUUAUCGCAUGAUCAAGCUUGGUCUUGGAAUCGACGAAGAAGAUCCUAUUCCUGAUGAACCAAAAACCGUCGACGAUGUUCCACCUCUGGAAGGAGACAGCGAAGAUGCAUCACGAAUGGAGGAAGUCGAUUAAACUGAUGAUCGAUUAAACUGAAGACUGUUUUUGCGACCGCGUUUUAUGUGGUUCAUCUUCGAAUUCAUCAUCGUUUCACCCAUUCCUUUAUUUUUCUCUUUUUCGUCCUUUGUAUCAUAUUUUGAAACGAAUACCAAAUGAUUUUUUUUAUUGUUUAGCUUUACACACAGGUUGUACAAAACCCAAUAAGUUAAUUUAAAUCCAUCGUGCCCCGCUCUCCUUCGAGCCUCUCUACGCUGUGUUUAAAACCAAGAGAGUAUUUCAUGCAUUCUUUUUAAAUGACAAUUGAAAAAAACGAUGUAAAAUUAAGAGUUUUAUUAUUAAGUAUGAAAUAAAUUGUCGAAUUAGUCAACUUCGAA
Venturia canescens is the source of this 2660-nucleotide messenger RNA. RefSeq names its product Heat shock protein 83 (gene Hsp83). Lineage: Eukaryota; Metazoa; Arthropoda; Insecta; Hymenoptera; Ichneumonidae. Bases 136 to 2301 code for a protein of 721 amino acids. The record is from RefSeq and is a predicted model, not a curated record. Gene Ontology annotation, biological process: protein folding; cellular response to heat; protein stabilization. Gene Ontology annotation, cellular component: plasma membrane; cytosol; protein-containing complex. Gene Ontology annotation, molecular function: ATP binding; ATP hydrolysis activity; disordered domain specific binding. The transcript has 2 exons.